Messenger RNA from Hyaena hyaena (striped hyena), 1277 nucleotides. It is a transcript of the gene STXBP6, whose product is annotated as syntaxin binding protein 6. Gene Ontology annotation, molecular function: phosphatidylinositol-4,5-bisphosphate binding. Lineage: Eukaryota; Metazoa; Chordata; Mammalia; Carnivora; Hyaenidae. The transcript is spliced from 6 exons. The record is from RefSeq and is a predicted model, not a curated record. Gene Ontology annotation, biological process: regulation of SNARE complex assembly; Golgi to plasma membrane transport; exocytosis. Gene Ontology annotation, cellular component: plasma membrane; exocyst. Bases 217 to 849 code for a protein of 210 amino acids.
UCUUGGCGCGCGGCAGCGGGAGCCGGCGCGGGAGCCGCGAGAGGCGCCGAGCCAGCACCCGGGCCGGCCAAGCCUUGUCCGGAGCCCGGAGCCCCGCGCGGGGCAGCCCCCGGGGAGGAGCCUUGCCGGCUGGGACGCGUGCCACUCACUGGCACUGCCCGGGCUCGAGCCCGGCUGCAAGGAAACUAGCUGUGUGCCCUCCUCGAUUGUUCCGCAAUGAGUGCCAAGUCUGCCAUCAGCAAGGAAAUUUUUGCACCUCUUGACGAAAGGAUGCUGGGAGCUGUCCAAGUCAAGAGGAGGACAAAGAAAAAGAUUCCUUUCUUGGCAACUGGGGGUCAAGGCGAAUAUUUAACAUAUAUCUGCCUGUCAGUGACAAACAAGAAACCUACACAGGCAUCCAUCACGAAGGUCAAACAGUUUGAAGGCUCCACGUCAUUCGUGCGGAGGUCACAGUGGAUGCUUGAACAGCUUCGCCAGGUUAAUGGCAUCGAUCCUAAUCGGGAUUCCGCAGAAUUUGAUCUGUUGUUUGAAAAUGCAUUUGACCAGUGGGUAGCCAGCACAGCUUCAGAAAAAUGCACCUUCUUCCAGAUUCUCCACCACACCUGCCAGAGGUACCUCACGGACAGGAAGCCAGAGUUUAUUAACUGCCAGUCCAAAAUCAUGGGAGGAAACAGCAUCCUCCACUCGGCAGCCGAUAGCGUGACCAGCGCCGUACAGAAAGCGAGCCAGGCCUUGAACGAGCGCGGGGAGCGGUUAGGCCGAGCAGAGGAGAAGACGGAAGACAUGAAGAACAGUGCCCAGCAGUUUGCGGAAACUGCACACAAGCUCGCCAUGAAGCACAAAUGUUGAGAAGCUGCCUAUCUGGGUGAUGACCCUCUCAAGAGAAAUGGAAGAGCUCAGUGGUUUUUACAAGAAUUCCGGACCUCUCCUUGCUUCUUUUUUCCAGUAUAUGGACACUUAGGGUUUUUUUGCUUUGCCUUUUCAGAUGUGAAUAUGAAAGAAAAGAAGUUGUGUUGACACAUUUCACUAAUGAUUUUGCUAGGAAAUGCUGCAGCAGGCAUCAGCUUCAUUUGGUUUUUGUUUUCCUCCACUGUGUGUAUGUAGGUCUUUAAAUGUGUUUUCUUUCUUUAAGGUUUUUUUUUUCUUUUCGGUAGUUUGAAUAUAAAAUUUGGACCAAAUGAUAUCCUGAGCUGGUUCUAAACUGGCAACAUGUAUUUUUUUUCUUGCUAUUAAGGCAGAGAGAGGUGCCUGGCUGGCUCAGUUGGUAGAGCAUGCAA